Messenger RNA from Scatophagus argus, 1530 nucleotides. RefSeq names its product afadin- and alpha-actinin-binding protein. The transcript is spliced from 13 exons. Lineage: Eukaryota; Metazoa; Chordata; Actinopteri; Scatophagidae. The coding region runs from base 107 to 1465 and encodes 452 amino acids. The record is from RefSeq and is a predicted model, not a curated record.
GUUAUAGUCUAGCCCAUUGUCAGUGGCAAUUAGCAGAAGUGCAAUCACCUGGACACAAAAGAGACAGCAUCUGUUUUUGAGGAAGUUACACUGCUCAGUACCCAAGAUGGCUUCUAGGAUUGGCCAGAUCAGAGCUGGAAGAUGCCUGGAGUCCUCAGACUCCUACCUGCUGGGGGAUCUCAGCUCCAACUCCAUGAAUGAGCUCUUCCACAGCGAGUCCUGGUGGGCCAACAGCAAGGAGCGCAGAGAGCAAGGAGACUCACUCAGGGAGCAACUAAAAGAGAUGGAUGAGCAUGUGUCCAGGCUUCAGGACAUGUUGAGAUCUGAACAGGCCAAAUGCACUCGUCUGCAGCUGCAGCGUAACCAGCAGGAGGCAGAGCUGAGGCGACGUGAGCAGCACAUCAACAGACUGAAGGAGCGACUCUCCCUGCUGAGCGACAGACACAGAGAGAAAGGACCCUCCAUAGAGGUGCUGAACUUUCCCACUAGAGGUCGAGGCAAAAGAGAACAGGUGGUCAGAUCACUGAGGUCUACUGCAAAACGAGAAGAGGCAACACUACGUCUGAUGCUGGAGCGCAGAGAAGCUGAGCUCAGAGAGGCGAUGAAGUUGCGCCACAGCCUCACCACUUUACUUCAUGCACUCAGAGUCGACAUGGAGCAUACCUUGUCGGAUGCGGUGGAAGUUCAGCAUGAGGCCCGAACUGAAGACAAAAGGCUGGAUCAAGCUGAGGUGGCACUUGGUGACCAUGUAACAGGAGGUGUGGUUCAGAGUUGGAGGCAAGUGCAGCAGAGACUGGUUGAAGUCCUACCUGAAGGCCACACUGGUGUUGGCACCGACCAUGACAAGCUCCUGGCUCGACUAGAAACUGACCUGAAGGAGAGUCAGCAGCUUGUCAGAUUACAGCAGCAGCUGCUGCAGGACAGCCUUUCCUCACCUGUCCCCACUGAGUUGACUGAUUCCUACUUUUUGGAGGAGUGGGAACGUCUGAAGUCGCGCUGGGCAGAGUUUGAUUAUCAGAGGCGGACUUUUGAGAGGGAGAGGAAGUCCUUCACUGAUGCUGCCAUCCGACUGAGCCAUGAGCGCCGUGAUUUUGAGCAACAGAAGGCCUCUCUCCUGAAACAGCAGUAUCUGUGUAACUCACCUCAGCUUGGUAAAAGGCCACCACACAGCAGCAGGAGAGAGAGCACUGCUCUCAGUUUGGGGCCCACCAGCAUGUCGGGCUGUCUUCCUAUUACUCCAUCUUCCACCAAGUCGGGGGCAGCUGCAGUUUCUGGAUUAGAUCGGGGAAGGGCUGGAGUUCCAAGCCCUAACACUCCUGAGCUCUACUCUGCCCUCAGUCUGUCGUACAACUGCAGAUCCAGUGAAGUUGAUCACCAGUCAGAGACAUGGGAUGGCCAAGCAGAUGGGAUGAUCCACUCGCCACAGGCUCCACACUUAGACUACAAUUUUGAUGAUUGGUGGUGAUUAAAAACAUAUUGUAUGCCAUUUCCACUUUUUAGGAUAUUUAAUAAAGACUGUUUUUAAUUGUA